AACGUUUCACAGUGCAACAACAGAAACAGCCCAGUCAACCAUCACUAAUUGCACUAUCAUCACUUCUUCUUAUUAUUAUGUAAAGAAACUCCUGAAAGGGUAAGAGACUCUCGCAUCACUCCUACGCUUCCUGGGGAAUGGGUAUCAAUAUGAAUAGCAUUGCAGGGUUGGAUGCCAAAUCGGCAGCGGAGAAAGCUGUGAGUGUAAUUGGUCAUGGCUAUGAUCUUUGCAGCGAUAUAAGAUUCUCUGCAUGCAAGUCCACCUUGGUUCAUAUAGACCACACUCAUACCAAAGACCUUCUUUUUCCUUCUGGGGUUGUUCUCCAUAAUGUUCCUAACUCUAUCAAGUGUGACAAAGGUGAACUCAUCAGGUUUCGCUCUGAUGUCGUCCCUUUUAAUCAGAUGUCUGAGCACUUCAACCAACAGCUAUCCUUGUCAGGAAAGAUUCCAUCUGGCCUAUUCAAUAACAUGUUUGAGAUGAGAAAAUGUUGGCCCAUAGAUGCAGCUUCCACUAAAAACCUUGCCUAUGAUGGAUGUUUCAUAACAUUAUAUAACGUCCAAUUAGAUAAAACCAACUUAACCCUUUCUGAAAAUGUGAAAAAUGAAGUGCCCUCUUCAUGGAACCCUGCAGCUCUUGCUGAGUUCAUUGAAAAAUAUGGUACCCAUACAGUAGUUGGUGUGCAGAUGGGAGGUAAGGAUGUGGUUCAUAUCAAACAGUCAAAAAAUUCAGAUCUUCAACCGACUGAACUGCAGAAAUUGCUGAAGCAAUUAGCUGAUGAGAGGUUUUCUGAGGAUUCAAAUCAAAGUUCCAAUGUCAAUCCUGCUGAAAAAUCAAGAAAAUUAAAGGAUAAUCAAGCUCUGGUGUGGGGGCUGCGCAAUCACAGACCUAAUCCUGCUGCUGGUAGGCCUGUUGUAAGAAGUCACUCCAAGAAUGAUGAUAUUGUUAGCAUUUCUGUACGAAGAGGGGGUAUUGAUGUUGGUCAAUCUCAUAACCAGUGGCUUUCAACCAUAUCACAGUCUCCUAAUGUCAUAUCAAUGUCUUUUGUGCCUAUUACUUCCCUAUUGAACUCUGUUCCAGGCAAUGGAUUUUUAAGCCAUGCAGUGAAUUUGUAUCUUAGAUAUAAACCAGCAAUAGAAGAACUCCAUCAAUUUCUAGAAUUUCAGCUGCCUCGACAAUGGGCCCCAAUGUAUGGUGAUCUGCCUCUUGGAUUUGGCCAAAAGUAUAAAAAGAACUUGUCUCCAUCACUUCAGUUCACUCUUAUGGGACCCAAGCUUUAUGUUAAUACUGUGAAGGUUGACUCUGGAAACCGGCCUGUGACAGGCAUUCGCUUGUACUUGGAAGGCAAAAAAUGUGACCACCUAGCAAUCCAUCUCCAGCAUCUUUCAGAGGUUCCUGGUGUCCUAGAAAUUUCAGAAGAUCAUAGUUAUGAUCCUAUUGAUGAACCAGAUGAGCGAGGCUACUAUGAACCUGUGAAAUGGAGCAUGUUUUCUCAUGUCUACACAGCACCUUUACAGUACAAUAGCUCUAGAAUGGAUGAGUCCACAGCCAUUGUGACAAAAGCCUGGUUGGAGGUUAAGCUGGUGGGAAUGAAGAAAGUUCUUUUCCUAAGGCUUGGAUUUUCAACAGUGGCAUCUGCUAGAAUUCGCAGAUCAGAAUGGGAUGGGCCUUCAACAACGUCUCGAAAGUCAGGAUUCUUCUCAGCAUUGGUGAGUACAAGGCUUAGCAAAGAAUUGCAUCCACCUAAGAAGCCAACUAAAGUUGAUAUAAACUCAGCAAUUUAUCAUGGUGGUCCACCUGUGCCAACAAGGUCUCAAAAAAUGCUCAGUUUUGUGGACACUAAGGAAAUGGUCAGGGGUCCUGAGGAUCCACCUGGUUAUUGGGUGGUCACUGGAGCUAAGCUCUGUGUAGAGGGUGGCAGAAUCUCAAUCAAGGCAAAGUAUUCCUUGUUGACUAUAUUGUCAGAAGAAUCUCUUCUGUAGUGAGUGUGUGUAGGCAUUUAGUUAAUACAGUUAUUGGUCUUCUGUAAAUAUCUUGUAUCAUUUAUUUUGUCAAAAGAAAAAUCAGAUAUAGGGAGUGUCAUCUGGCUCAAAGUGGCCUCAAUAUGGCAAUUUUCAGUUGGUUAUUAGUAGCUUUUAGUUUUCUAAUUUUGUUUAGGCAUAACUGCCUUCAAUAAUGAAUAAUAUUAUUUGGAAUUUGGAAUUACAACUACUCCAACAGAGGCAUUCAUU
This is a messenger RNA of Abrus precatorius (Indian licorice), 2228 nucleotides long. Its product is annotated as MACPF domain-containing protein NSL1. Lineage: Eukaryota; Viridiplantae; Streptophyta; Magnoliopsida; Fabales; Fabaceae. Gene Ontology annotation, biological process: regulation of salicylic acid mediated signaling pathway; plant-type hypersensitive response. The coding region runs from base 138 to 1979 and encodes 613 amino acids. Gene Ontology annotation, cellular component: plasma membrane. The transcript is spliced from 7 exons. The record is from RefSeq and is a predicted model, not a curated record.